AAGAACUUGCCGCUACAAGACGAAGCAAACAUGCAACUCGCGAGCCUCUUGGCGACUCUGAGCGCGCUCGCCGCCAUCGCUGCGGCAUACCCUUCCUUGCGCGCCAUGCCGAACCCGUCGGCGUUUGGCGAUCAAGACGUGUGGGUGUUCUCCCGCGUGUGGUACCCCGAGAUCUGCGCCACGACGCCCGGGAAGGCGCUCUGUGCGACGCCGCCGAGCUACCUCGGAAACCACUUGGUCGCGGGCGACUUGAUUCCAGCGUACAAGGACGGGUCGACGCAGACGGGCUUGUGCCGCUACGAGUACGGCACGUUUCGCCCCGCCAACAUUGCCAAGGUUGGCCAAGACAAGCUCGCGCAGUACUGGCCCAGCCCCGAGGCCACCGACGCAAGUGCCAUGUGGUCGGGCGGCUUUGACGGCAACACGCCCGAGUACGCGUGGACGUGCGGCGGCUUGCACCAAGGCGCCUACUUGCAAAAGAUUGUCGACCUCACGAUUACGCUCGGAACGCCGUCGAUCUUGAGCGACCACGUUGGCGAAGCGGUCGACACGGCGGCUCUGCGCGAAGCGCUUACGACGGCGUCAGGCGCAGCGCCCGUCUUGAUCUGCCAUGGCGACGACCUCGCACGCGUCGUGACGUGCUACGGAAAGGAGAACCCCGACUUGCAUUCGACGUCGGACCCGAGCUAUGGACCCACGGAUGCGAUCGCGUGCCCGCCAGCGUGGCAGAAGCAAGACUCGUGCACGGGCAAGACAGUGCACGUGACAUCGUUUUAAGCACGACGAGAAGCUGGCGGUUUUCUAACUCUAACCUCGAUGUACGUAUGUGUAGCGAUGGAGCCAUUCAUCAUAGUAUCUUGAUUGUGUUGGCGUCAUAAUUCUAAACCGAGAUGUCAACGGCCGACUUGGUAGUAACGCA
Messenger RNA from Saprolegnia parasitica CBS 223.65, 919 nucleotides. RefSeq lists its product as hypothetical. Gene Ontology annotation, molecular function: ribonuclease T2 activity; RNA binding. The transcript has a single exon. Bases 31 to 777 code for a protein of 248 amino acids. The record is from RefSeq and is a predicted model, not a curated record. NCBI's taxonomy places the organism in Eukaryota, Oomycota, Saprolegniomycetes, Saprolegniales, Saprolegniaceae.